This is a messenger RNA of Lycium ferocissimum, 1692 nucleotides long. RefSeq names its product probable myosin-binding protein 5. NCBI's taxonomy places the organism in Eukaryota, Viridiplantae, Streptophyta, Magnoliopsida, Solanales, Solanaceae. The record is from RefSeq and is a predicted model, not a curated record. Gene Ontology annotation, molecular function: myosin binding.
AUGGCUUCAGGAUCUUUCAAGUGUUAUGUUGAACAAAAGACGGGGAAAUUUGCAUUCUUCUUCAUAUAUGCUGUUCUUGAAUGGGUUAUGAUCAUUCUUCUUUUCAUAGAGGGGUUUCUUGCCUUUUUCUCUAAUGAAUUUGCCAAGUUCUUCGACUUGAAAAUCCCCUGCUUGCUUUGCACAAGGAUCGAUCACGUUCUCGUUCAAAGGGAUGCCAACUUUUAUUACAAUGACUCCAUUUGUGAAGUUCACAAGAAGGAUAUAUCACCCCUUGCUUAUUGCCAUGUCCACAAGAAGCUAUCAGAUAUCAAGAACAUGUGUGACGGGUGCCUUCUGUCAUUUGCCACAGAGAAAGAUCUUGAUUGUGAUAGGUACAAGUCACUAGUUGGUAUAUUGCAUAAGGAUAUUGAUUGCUUUGUGGAGGAUGUUCAAGAGAAGAAUAAGGAAGCUGAUGAGGUCACCCAAACAACAUUUAUUAGGUGUUCUUGCUGUGGGGAGCCUUUGAAAAUGAAGUCAAAGUAUUCCAGGAAUGCAUCAAUGAAGGGAAAUAAUCCUUAUUCUCAAGCUCCUGCUCCAUCUCCAAGAUCUCCUUGGAGAAAUGAGGCUCACUACACAGAGGUCAAGUUCAUCUCCAAUAAUUAUUUGGACAUACCUGAUGAUGGAGGUCGAGAGGAUAUUAAAGCUGCUACUGUGCCAGAUUCGGAGGAAAUAAAUGAUGAUGCCUUGAAAACCCCAAAUUUUACAAGGAACAAGUUCUUUGGUAUCCCAUUGUUAGAUUCAGUUCAAGCUAGUCCUAGGUGGUCACACAAGCCUAGAAAAUUGAGUAUGGAUAUUAAGAAUGAAUUGAUUUCAGAUGAAACAAGUGUUGAAUCAGACGAUGACAUCCUGCAUCGCUUGAAGAGGCAAGUUCGUUUGGACUACAAGUCUCUCAUGGCGCUUUACAUGGAACUAGACGAAGAAAGAAGUGCGGCUGCUGUUGCAGCGAAAAAUGCCAUGGCGAUGAUCACUCGCUUACAAGCAGAGAAGGCUGCUGUCCAAAUGGAGGCGUUGCAGUAUCAGAGAAUGAUGGAAGAGCAGGCAGAAUAUGAUCAAGAGGCCUUGCAGGUCAUGAAAGACUUGCUUCUUAAAAGAGAAGAAGAGAUAAAGGCCUUGGAAGCUGAAUUUGAGACAUAUAGGGAAAGAUAUGGACAUAUCAGGAAAGUAGGAAGUGAGGUCUGUGAAGUUGAUGCUGAUGAAGAUUAUCAAAAGUGGAAUUCCCAUUCUUUGUCAUCCCUUAGUGAAACAUCAGACUGUGUCAGUCCUGAUGAAGGAGGAGCGAAUAAUGACCGCUCUUUUAAAUAUGGACUGCAUGAAUCACAUCUUGAUUUUGAGAAUGAGAAAUCUUACCUCAUGAGUUUGUUGACAAAUGUUGAAGAGAAAAUUAAUACAUAUAAGGAUGAAAGAUUUCAUGUUCCAGAAUCAAACAACAUUAAGCAUGAAUCUAAAGGAAAAGGAAAUGAAAGUAAGGUGACUCUUACAAGAGAAGUGUCAGUAAUUAGAGAGAGGUUGAGAGCCGUCGAAGCAGAGAGCGGCUUCUUAAAACAUGCUGCUAUGACAUUACAGAGAGAUGGUGAAGGAACCAAACUCUUGACUGAGAUAGCUGAACAUCUGCGGAGGCUUAGGCAAUCAAUUGAUUCCCUAUCAAAUGUGUGA